AUGCCUCUGCCCAUGUUUCUGAGAUCACUUCUGGUCGCCACAGUUUCCUCCAGGAAGUGGCUACUCGUGCCUUCUAUUCAUAUUCUCAACUUCUUUGCAAAGCCAGAAAGGACCUGGCUAUUCAAUCUCGACAAGAACCCAGUCCUUAAAGCAAUCAUCAAGAAAUCAUUCUACGAUCAAUUCUGUGCUGGUACCACACCAGCAGAGACCAGAAAAUGCGUCAAGGCACUGAAAGACCUUGGGUUUCGAGGUGUUAUCCUCACGUAUGCACAAGAGAUGGUCUUCGACCACAAAAGCGGUAACGGGUACAGCCCCGGAUCCGCUGCAGAGGAAGCGGCGGAAGAGGCGGCUGGUAUUAAGAUCGACAAUAUUAUUGAGUCCUGGAGAGCUGGCACUGUUGGAACCAUCGAUUUGAUCGAAGAGGGAGAUAUUUUGGCCAUCAAGACUUCCGGAGCCGGACCUGCGGUUGUUAAUGCUUUCAACAAAGGAGACUUGCCGCCACAGCAGAUGCUUGACGCUUUGAACGAGAUCGGCACCAAGUGCAAGGAACGCAACAUCCAGAUCAUCGUCGACGCAGAGUCUCAACACUACCAGAGGGGCAUUGAUCGCGUCAGUCUCGAGAUGAUGCGCAAAUUUAACACUGAUGGCCGUGUCGUCGUCUACAACACGUACCAGGCCUACCUCAAGGGCACCCAGGCACUCCUCGCAUCUCACCUCGCUGAAGCUGAGAAAGACGGCUUCACUCUCGGACUCAAACUCGUUCGUGGUGCAUAUAUAGCUUCGGAAGACCGCGCCUUGAUCCACGAUACAAAGCAAGACACAGACGACAACUACAACGGUAUUGCCCAGGGUGCUCUCCGUCAGCAGCUCGGUGAAUACGGUGUUUCUCGCCCCUUCCCCUCACUUAAGUUGUUUCUUGCAUCUCACAACCGCGACUCUGUCAUCUCUGCGCAAAGACUACACAAGCAAAGGAUCGCUGCUGGCUUGCCUACCGUUCCAGUCAGCUUUGCUCAACUUCACGGCAUGUCGGACGAAGUUAGCUUCACACUUCUGGCCGAGAAGGGUAACGACGGUCAACCUCCAGCUGUUUUCAAGUGCUCUACAUGGGGAAGCAUGGGCGAGUGUAUUGGGUACCUAAUGAGAAGAGCAGUUGAGAACAGGGACGCCGUUUUGAGGACGAAUGACGAAUAUGUUGCGCUCCGCAGGGAGGCGGGGAGAAGGAUGCGAUCCAUGUUUGGCGCUGCAUAA
Molecule: messenger RNA, 1248 nt
Organism: Ascochyta rabiei
Lineage: Eukaryota; Fungi; Ascomycota; Dothideomycetes; Pleosporales; Didymellaceae
Product: proline dehydrogenase
Exons: 2
Coding region: 1-1248 (415 amino acids)
Cellular component (GO): mitochondrion
Molecular function (GO): FAD binding; proline dehydrogenase activity
Source: RefSeq, a predicted model, not a curated record